UCUUCUAAGCCUUACUAACUUUGAUCCACUCAAGAGAAUUUUUUAUUUUAAAGAUAGUUGGUUAUAGGCUAGAAUUUACGGUCGUGGUAGUAGAAAAACCCCACGAUAUAAUUUAGUAAAGGAAUCUAAUGUCUACUAACGACAUAAAUAUUAUUUCUGGUGCCAUUAAACUGGAUUCGCCGGUAAAGGCCAAUUUUUUCGAGCAGACAUUCAAAGAAAAACAUCCUAAUGAGCAGAGCAGAAGGCAUUGACUUGGUUAAGAGAGAAUUUUAUAGAAAACAGAGGAUAUUCGCUCUCGAAGGAAAAGGAUUUAUAAGAAGCUGGGAAGAAAAACAAAGAGAAGGUCUUAAUGGGAUUGAUGGUGCCCUCUUUGUAAUUAAAAAGUACAAGUAUCGAGGUAAAAGACAACAAAGACGUAAGCAGUCAAAUUUUCGUGAAGAUCGUCGGCUAGCAAUAGCAAACAGUUUCAAAAAGAAAUAUUUUAAAAGGACCUGGGAAGUAAUAUACAACUCAGCUAACUCAAACCAGUCAGGGCCCCAUCGGCGGGACAUUCACAAGGAAUCAUCAGAGAAAAACAGUGAGAUCAAACAGCAGAAAGACUUUGCAGAGUCAACAACUUCAGAUGAUCAUCUAGCAGGGCCUAGUGGAGUAGACACUAGAGCAACAAAACCACGAGGAUUAAGCCCUCAUGAAUCUUACGAUUGUGAUCCUAACAACAAUAUUGAAAAUUCAUCUGAGGACUGUGAAGAGGAGUUAAAUGUUGAGGACAAUUCAGAGGACGAGGAUGAUGACAUUGAAGACUAUUUGGAAGAUGAUGAAGAUACAGAAGAGUAUGACGAACAGAUCUCAUCCAGAGAACCACCACCACCAGUCAUACAACGUGAGGAAUCCCAAACCCUAGAACCAGAACUUAACUUUGAGCCCUGUGAUCAAUUAAGUCAACCCCAGUCGGGUGAAAUCAGUACCGGUAAUCAAGUAUUUGAAAUCGAGAGUGAUAGUGUUCCACGAUUUUUUCAAUCAGAAAACGGAUUUCUAUUUCUUGAAAGCGAAAUAGAAAUGAUGGAAAACGCAGAAAAUUUCUUGAGGAUAGAAAUUUUCAGCGACCUUGAUUUUUAGUGUCUAAUUUGUGUGGAGUCCUCGUUUGUUAGUUUAAAAGACUAUGUGUUAUUUCAGUUUUCUACAUUCUUAUUGAUCUACUUUAUGAAUUAAAUAGACUAUACAUUAUUAAUACCUAUUGAGUAUAAGAGACAAAGUGUUAGUGUUUUUUAUAUGUUUUUUUGUUAAAAAGGAUAUGUAUGUUAAAUAUAUAUAAGUACAGUCGGCGUAUAUAUAUGAGACCAAGUGAAAUUUUGUAUUAACUUGUGAUACUUAUAUAGUAAACUUAUAUUUUAUACAACAUAUAAUCAAUUAUGGCUUAUAAACAUCGUCAAAUUUCCAAAUGCCGCGGAUGUACCGGAGGCGUAUUGAAAACUUACAUAUUGAAAAACGUCAAUCCAAAAAGUCUUUUAUUUCCGUUGUUGGAAGAUGAAAAUAACAAAGACAAGAGACUUAUAUGCCGCAGAUGCACAGGAAGCAUAUUUAAAAAUGUUAGUUCAAAAAGGCUUCUAUUUCCUUCUCUGAAAGAUGUCAAAAUCAAGGACAAGAGACUUUUAUAUAGUUCAAGAAUCGAACAACCACCUUUUUUCAAAUUUGGAAAGCCAAGUUUAGAUAAUUUUACCAAAGUGAAAAUUGCCAGUUCAAAGGUAGAUGUGAUUGAAAGCUACAAUACUUACAGGGGAGAUGUAGAAGGUAGCUGUGUUAGGGAAGUAGGGUCAGUAGUGUUGGCAAGUCAGUUAAGUGAUUGUUAUUCCCCCCAUAAGUACUGGUGCAAUAGUAAAGAAAAUUCAGAAAAAAAAUUAAUUGAAAAUCUUCAGAUAGCUCUUGUUGAGCAGUACAACUCCAACCUACAAGAACAGGAGCGAAAAAAAGAUAUUGUCAAAAAACAUGGUUUAUUCAAUCGAAAAGGAACUGCCACAUGGCUAUCGAGAUUGGAGACAUCAAUCGGCAAAAUUCAAACAAAAAGAAUAAUUCGGUUGAGUCCAUUAACAUCAUUUGAAGAAUUGGAAUCAUUGACAACAUCUUUUGAAUUGAUUAAUGAAAAAAGAGCCGAAGUAAAUAAACUAACCUUCUACCGCACCCAAAGAGGUAUAUCUCAUAAAUGGGAUUUGACAAUCUUUGAAGAUCAAAAAAUUAAAAGACAACAAAAUGGAGAAAUAUUUGAUGUUAGAAACAUAGCCUUGCCUGUAUCAGUGAAACGAAAAAAACCAGAAAUAGAUAUUUUUCAUCUCCCAAGAUUUAAAGAUUUAUCCCCAAAAGAAUCAGAACUCUGCUGUAAAAUCGGCCUGGAACCAGCCUUCUAUCUGGAUGUUAAAGAUUUUUUAAUAUCAGAUUGUAAAAAGAAUGAAGGACUUUUGUUAAAAAGAGCUAGAAAAUUAAUCAAAAUAGAUGUCAACAAGACAAGGAAAAUCUUUGAUUUUCUUUUGGAAGAAGGCUUUAUUUGGCUUCCAGGUGCAGGCCAUGGGGCUUAUUGAUGUUUUGGGCUAACCAAUUACUACAUAAUACCUGAAGACUGGCAAUUUUGUGAUAUUUACAUAGUCAUAAGUCUGUUUUGAUCUGUGUAAAUUGGGUCAAAAAUUUCCAAGCUGUGAUUUUUAUAUAUUUUUUUUUGCUCAAUUUUGUUAUUAAGAUGUGUGUGUUUGUUGUUCCAUUAUUGUAAUAUAUCAUAGUUUAUGCAUACAACUCAUUUGACAUCCAUCCAUUCUUAGAGAUACUUCCUCUAACUAUUCAGUAAUCUAACCAUUGCCCAAAGGGGAAUAAAUAAUAGCUUUUUUGUCAUGGUUGGAUAAACAAUUCAAAAUUCGAACCACAUUUUUAUGGUUAACUGUAAACUACAGAAGUAAAUUGAUGUUUUAAAAUCAUUUACCAUUGAUGUUUGAUUAACAAGGGCAGUUUUGCCCGUGGUAGAUCGCCAAACAACGUAAAAUAAAUAAGAGUUUGGGAUGGUUGGAACGUAUUUGGGAUUUCUUAUCAUCAUUUUACAUUUUAUAUAUCUAACUAUUAGUUUUAUAUGCAUAAACUAUACAUAAGUUAUAUUAAAAUCUUAUAUACCGUAUCGUAUAUAUAUUUUUAUCAUUGUAUAGUGUUAUGAAAGUACUACCUCAUGUUUACCUCCAGGCUGUUUACAUAAUUAGGUGUAUUGUUGUAUUAAAGACUAGAGUUUUUAGUUAGGUACCUAAUAGCCCUUUUAUGUGUAAAAGAAACAUCAUUUUUAAGCAACUACUCUCAAUUGAUCAACUACAACUUUUAGACAAUAAUAGAAUCAAGAAUCAAGAAUCAAGAUCUUUAUUGUCAUUGACCUUUUACAAGGAAUAGACAUAGUCAACAAUAAAUAAAAACUAAAGCUAUAAAAUACAGUGGGUUCUAAAUUAAAAAUUAAUAUUAACAUCAGAAACUAAGUACUCUGUUAUACAGUAAAAUGGAUUUUGGAUGAGCCACUCAAACAUUUUAGACUUAAACCUAUUAAAAGGAACCUGUUUUGCUGUCAGACCUAAUUUAUUAAAAAACCGUAUGCAAUUUAUUUUAUGGCAGUUAUCUGUUUUGGCCAAUCUAUGUGCAGGGAUAUCUAGAUUGGAUUUGCCUCUUGUAUUGUAAGAGUGUAUACUCUCUCUACAAGUGAAUUGAUGAAGAUUGGCUUUAGUGUAGAGGAGUAUGUGAAAAAUAUACAAAUUUACAACGGUCAUAAUUUUAAGGUCUAUAAAAAGAAGUCGACAGCUAUCCACAGGGCCAGCCCCACAAAUUGUUCGUAUGACUUUUUUUUGUAAUAAAAGAAUUUCAUGGGUGUGGGGGGAGUGUCCCCAUAGUAUAAUCCCGUAAGAAAUAUGAGAUUGAAAAAAACCAAAAUAAGUAAUCCGAAGGUAUUCAUUACUAACAAAAUCUCUGAGUUUCCAAAUUAGAUAAUUUACUCUGGAAAUUUGUUUACAAGUUAUUUCUAUGUGCUCUUGCCAAUUUAAUUUUGAAUCAAUUUGGAAGCCUAAUAAUUUUACAGAUUUUAAUUCAUUGUCAAGUGGGGAUAGACUCAAAAUAAUUUUCUGUGUUUUUUCUU
This is a messenger RNA of Macrosteles quadrilineatus (aster leafhopper), 4141 nucleotides long. Its product is annotated as transcriptional adapter 2-alpha-like. Gene Ontology annotation, biological process: regulation of transcription by RNA polymerase II; chromatin remodeling. The transcript is spliced from 6 exons. Lineage: Eukaryota; Metazoa; Arthropoda; Insecta; Hemiptera; Cicadellidae. Gene Ontology annotation, cellular component: nucleus; SAGA-type complex. Gene Ontology annotation, molecular function: transcription coactivator activity; protein binding; chromatin binding. Bases 1410 to 2570 code for a protein of 386 amino acids. The record is from RefSeq and is a predicted model, not a curated record.